Trypanosoma cruzi is the source of this 1503-nucleotide messenger RNA. RefSeq lists its product as uncharacterized. Lineage: Eukaryota; Euglenozoa; Kinetoplastea; Trypanosomatida; Trypanosomatidae. The transcript has a single exon. The coding region runs from base 1 to 1503 and encodes 500 amino acids. The record is from RefSeq and is a predicted model, not a curated record.
AUGCCUCAGUCUUCGCUAACGGCGACGAGGCGAGGAAAAACGGCAAUGCAAAAGCGCAACCCGCCUGUUGCGGCCGUGCGAGAGUAUUUGAUGCCUUUUGGUGGGCCGGUGACGUGGCACGCGGUACCUCGGGCGGCGUGUUGCCAUUGCGCCGCUUCUGGCUCCGCGCGAGCCUUGACUGCGCCCACACCCAAGAGAAUAAUGACAGUUCACAGGAGGAAAGGCGGUCAGACCUUUCCCUCUGAUCCAGCGCGGGUAAUACCGGAUUCAAUGAGAAAAAAAGGUUUAACCUGGAGCGAGUCUUCAGGAAUGGGCGCAUUGGAUGAUGUGGUCCUUGCGCCACAAAGACAUUUUGCCCAUUCAUCUGUCAUGUCCCCCUCAUCAGCGAGUUUUCUUUCUGCGGGGUUUGUGCGGCUCACGUCGGAGGCUGCUGCCGUCCGUAUUGUGAACAGUGCUGUUGCUUCUGGCGUCAACGGUGGUGAUGAUGAAAGCAAUUCACGGUUGUCAUUGAGUCGGCGAGGUUUGUCGGUACACGCACCACCAUUUCAGCCGCGCACACCUACGGCUUUGAGUGCGCUGUCGUCAAGAAUUGAGGCUUCAGAAUUGGGGGAUUUGCUUUCUGGACAAAACGCCCAGCAGCAGGAGUUGAGUAGCAGCGGCGAUGUUGCCGUUGGCUGUCUCCAGUCUCAGAGGGUACGUACGUCAGGCUUGGAGUUUCCCCGCACCCCGCUGGUUAUAGAAUCGGCAGGAGUGUACGUACCCACAACUAUUGGUAGUGUUGCUGGUGGUAUCUUGCCUCAUGCAUCGUCUACGGCGUCGUUCUUUGGCGGUGACUCGUUGCAAUUAUCAUCUUCUUUGCCUCCAGUUUCCCCUUCCGUUUCCACACGACUCCAACAAAGACAUGUGCAUCACAGUAGCCUCAACGUUGCUGGUGGCAGUUCCGACACAGUUUUUUGUCUUUCUGAUAUGAAAGAAGAGAAUUCUUGUGACAAUGUUCGUCACCGCCGUGUCCCUUUUACUGAUGCCGAAGCGAUGGAUGAAGCAGCGAUGCUUCAUCAGCUUCGUGGCAGCAGUGGAAGCAGCACUGAUGUCGAUGAUGAUGACGACGAUGACGACGACGCCGUCUGCAUGGAACAGCUUCAACAUCUGCAGACAUUUGAUAUUACUACGACGCUUCCAAAGGAUGUUGAUGCCUGUCACUAUGCGGGGGGAUUUUGGGAUUUGGAGGGCCCUUCUGCCCAAACGCGACGUUUUUUGCUUAGGGGCACAUCGUCUACGGCUUCCCUCGCUUUAACAACGCACAGCAGCUGUGGUUCUCCUGCCUGUAACGUGGAGAAUGACGUUGUCAGGGACUGCAGGGGCGGAACUGGUUUUAAUGAUGAAGAUGAUGAUCUUUGGGAAAUGAACAGCAGCGCAUACGCGGAUAGUUUGGACGACGCACAGGUGGAGUGGAUCGAACAGCAGCUACAAGCAAAGGAGAACCCCGAUGAUUUUUUCUUCUAA